Molecule: messenger RNA, 1148 nt
Organism: Melanotaenia boesemani (Boeseman's rainbowfish)
Lineage: Eukaryota; Metazoa; Chordata; Actinopteri; Atheriniformes; Melanotaeniidae
Gene: psmb10
Product: proteasome 20S subunit beta 10
Exons: 8
Coding region: 105-941 (278 amino acids)
Cellular component (GO): proteasome core complex
Molecular function (GO): threonine-type endopeptidase activity
Source: RefSeq, a predicted model, not a curated record
AAAGUAAAAGUAAAAAUUGCAGAAAAGCACAGACUUAGUCUGACACGCAGCAGGACGGAGAUUUUAUUUAAGCUUUCUGUCUGCUUCUCAGAAUAAGCUGUAACAUGCUGCACUCUCUGAACCCCAGCCAGCAGCAGCCUGCAGGUUUCUGCUUCGAAAACACCCGCAGGAAUACAGUUUUAGAGUCCAGCUUGUCAGAGGUUGGCUACAAAGCUCCCGGUGCAAGAAAGACGGGUACCACCAUCGCUGGGGUGGUGUACAAAGAUGGAGUGAUCCUCGGAGCAGAUACCAGAGCUACUGAUGACAUGGUGGUGGCCGACAAAAACUGCAUGAAGAUUCAUUACAUCGCUCCAAAGAUCUACUGCUGCGGAGCUGGCGUGGCUGCAGAUGCAAACACAACCACGCAGAUUAUGGCAUCCAACGUGGAGCUCCACAUGCUAAACACCGGCCGACCCCCCCUCGUUGCCAUGGUAACCAGACAGCUGAAACAGAUGCUGUACAGGUACCAGGGUCACAUGGGUGCAUCAGUGAUUGUUGGUGGCGUGGAUGUGACUGGUGCUCACUUGUACAGCGUUUAUCCUCAUGGCUCCUAUGAUAAACUUCCUUUUCUCACCAUGGGUUCUGGAGCUGCCGCUGCUGUUUCUGUAUUUGAGGACAGAUUCAAGCCAAACAUGGAGGUGGAAGAAGCAAAGCAGCUGGUACGGGAUGCCAUUGCUGCAGGGAUUUUCUGUGACUUGGGUUCAGGCAGCAACGUGGAUUUAUGUGUCAUCACCGAAGCUGGAGUGGAGUUAUUGAGAGGUUACGACAAGCCCACGACGAAGGGGAAAAGAGAGGGACAGUACAAGUACAAGCCCGGCACCACCGCCGUCCUGACCAGCACUGAGACCCGUCUCUCUCUGGACGUGGUGGAUGAAUCUGUUCAGACGAUGGACACUCAGUGAUAAACCAAAUGUUCUCCCUGGAAUGUUUCCCAAGCAUUCAACGAGAUGAACAUACUGAUAAAAAGUUGGGAAAUCAUUGUUACUAACACAAUGAUUGUUUGAUGAUCAUUUAAAUUUCAUUGCACCUGGAUUUUAUAUCUUUUUCUGGAUAAACGGCAGCAGCAUAAUCAUAGCUUUGAUUUUACAAACUAUUAAAACAAAUUCUUA